Molecule: messenger RNA, 285 nt
Organism: Ogataea parapolymorpha DL-1
Lineage: Eukaryota; Fungi; Ascomycota; Pichiomycetes; Pichiales; Pichiaceae
Exons: 1
Coding region: 1-285 (94 amino acids)
Source: RefSeq, a predicted model, not a curated record
AUGUUUUUUCGCAAACCAAGUAUCGCUUCUAUUGCCACGUACACCACCGUUGAUCGCACAAUCAAGCUUGCCGAUGAAAUGCCUGUGAACCGCAAAGUCAGACUAAAGUCGAGUUUUGCUACUCAGCAAGAUACGGAAUAUGACAACGUGUUCGUCAUUGAUGAAACUGACUCCUCUGGCUGGAUCUGCUGGUUAUGGGGACUGUUGGGGUGGAGAAAGACAGAGGAGAAAGUGUGUGACUUAUUCGAUGUCUCCUUUGAUUCCGAUCGUUUCGAAUUCAAUUAA